AUGCUAUAUACAUCAUUGGCCUGGGCCAUGAGUACCCACCCCAUUCGUAUCCAGAAGCUCAUCCAGUUCAACAAGAAAACCAAGAUCCUCUCCCGCCCAACUACCCUCGACUAUGCAGGAUGGACGAAAGACAACGCUGCGCCAUCGGAUGCCGACUCCAUCUCCCGCAUAUUCCGGACAGAAGGUGUAAAGCUUGCUACCUCUGCGUGCAAAGAGGCUAUGCGAGAAGCUUGCCUUGAGCCCAGCGAUAUAACGCACACGGUAGCAGUGACUUGCACUGAUCAGAGCAACCCCGGCUAUGACCUCUUUGUAUGCCAGGAGCUUGGACUUGGUCCAAACGUGCAACGAGUGCUACUUCAUGGCGUGGGGUGUGCAGGUGGUCUAUCGGCGCUUCGGGCAGCUGCUAGCAUCGCCGCUGCCGCAUCACAAAGAGGACGACCCGCCCGCGUCUUGGUGAUGGCGUGUGAGCUAUGCAGUCUCUCUAUUCAGGCAGAGGUUCAAGCGUCCUGUGAAGACGACAAGCUACACGUAGCCCCAGCGCUAUUCUCCGACGGCGCAGCGGCGCUAGCAGUAUGCAACGGUCUUGCGCUGGAAGACAAGCAAAAGCCAGUGUUCGAGCUGGAAGAUUGGGACAGUGUAGUUGUGCCGGGUACUUCGAGCUACAUCUCGUACGAUAUCGAGAAGCAUGGUAUGUUCAUGUAA
Molecule: messenger RNA, 702 nt
Organism: Alternaria metachromatica
Lineage: Eukaryota; Fungi; Ascomycota; Dothideomycetes; Pleosporales; Pleosporaceae
Exons: 2
Coding region: 1-702 (233 amino acids)
Biological process (GO): polyketide biosynthetic process
Molecular function (GO): acyltransferase activity, transferring groups other than amino-acyl groups
Source: RefSeq, a predicted model, not a curated record